Molecule: messenger RNA, 1063 nt
Organism: Mycotypha africana
Lineage: Eukaryota; Fungi; Mucoromycota; Mucoromycetes; Mucorales; Mycotyphaceae
Exons: 4
Coding region: 99-1037 (312 amino acids)
Biological process (GO): purine nucleobase biosynthetic process
Cellular component (GO): cytosol
Molecular function (GO): methylenetetrahydrofolate dehydrogenase (NADP+) activity; methylenetetrahydrofolate dehydrogenase (NAD+) activity
Source: RefSeq, a predicted model, not a curated record
CAUUUUAAGCUUUUUUUUUUUUUGGACUUUUGAAAGUGUCAUCUUUUCUAUAUACCAUUUCUGUUUGAGCAAAAUUAUACACACCUGCUUUCUCUGUCAUGUCCUGUAAAACUGUCCUUGCUUCAAAAGUUUCUGCUUCCUUCAGAUCUCAAAUCAAAGAAGAUAUCAAACAUCGAGAUAUUCGUCCAAAGUUGGUUGGUUUUCUUGCCAAUGAAGAUCCCGCUGCUAUGAAAUAUGCUGAAUGGACAGCAAAGACCUGCGCUGAAACGGGUGUAGAAUUUGAACUUCGCAAAGUGGAUAAACUAGAAUUGGAGGCAAAGAUCACAGAAGCCAAUGAUGAUAAAGACGUCAAUGGCAUCAUGGUUUACUACCCAGUAUUUGGUGGAAAGCAGGAUCUGUAUUUACAAAGUUGUGUCAGUGAGCUCAAAGAUGUUGAAGGACUCUGUCACAAGUUUGUUCAUAACGUAUAUCACAAUAUCCGAUUUAUGGAUGAAAAGGAAACCAUGAAGUGUAUUAUUCCAUGCACACCACUCGCUAUUGUAAAGAUUCUUGAGUUCAUCGGCGUUUACAACCCAGUCAUUCCUUAUGGCAACCGUCUUUACGGACGUACCAUUGCCGUUGUUAACCGUAGUGAAAUUGUGGGCCGUCCUUUAGCGGCUAUGCUGGCCAAUGAUGGUGCGAAAGUGUAUUCGAUUGAUGUCAACGGCAUCCAGCUUUUUACCCGUGGUACAGGCAUUAAAUUGGCCGCUCAUAAAGUCGAAGACAUUAGUCAAAGUGUGGAAGAAGUGAUACCUCAAUGUGAUGUCGUGAUUACCGGUGUGCCUACUCCCAAAUACAAGAUGCCAACUUCUCUUUUGAAAGACGGUGUCGUGGCUAUCAAUUUCUCUUCCUCUGCUAAUUUUGAAGAAGAUAUCAAAUCCAAAGCUUCUAUUUUCGUACCUUCUGUAGGAAAAGUAACAGUAGCCAUGUUGGAGCGUAAUUUGCUCCGACUUUAUGACUAUCAACAUAAUUUGACAGAAAAGAAAUCAGAGGCAUAGAGUGGCGACUUUUUUAUUCACAAUAA